AUGCAGACGGGUGGAUAUUUUGCAAAAGGAGAGUUCCGCCUCAAGGAGAGCUACCGCAUCUUUAACACGUGGAUGGGUGAUCCCACGAAGACGAUUAUUCUGAAAGCGACCUGGUUGAAUGAGAUUGCCACAGAGUUUCCCGCAUUGGUGUCGAAUGUACGUGGUCAGGGAACGUAUUUGGCUAUGGACUUCCCGACAGAAGCCGUGCGCAACGAAUUCGUGAGUCUGAUGAAGACGAAAGGUGUCGCCUCGGGAGGCUGCGGAAGCAACUCGGUUCGAUUUCGAUCCUCGCUGGUCUUCCAACCGAAACACGCAGCGGAAUACUUGGACAAGAUGCACGAGGUCUGCAAAGUUCUUGUUACGGCAUAG
This is a messenger RNA of Peronospora farinosa, 369 nucleotides long. The record is from the annotation of a GenBank genome assembly. Lineage: Eukaryota; Oomycota; Peronosporomycetes; Peronosporales; Peronosporaceae.